Messenger RNA from Misgurnus anguillicaudatus (oriental weatherfish), 2344 nucleotides. The record is from RefSeq and is a predicted model, not a curated record. Lineage: Eukaryota; Metazoa; Chordata; Actinopteri; Cypriniformes; Cobitidae.
GAAGAAGGUGGAUCACGGAAGUUCAUUCCUCAAAGCGGAAGUGAAGGCCAAGGCCCGUCGACUGGAGACGCUUCGGACUGUUGGAGGGGAAUUUUUAUCUCAGACUGUCAACCAGAGAUUUGAGAGAGAACGAGAACGCCUGUCGCACCCCAAUCUUAAGGUUUAUUCAUCCAUCCAUCUUUCUUUCUCUUUCUUAACCUGAUUUUCUCUUUCUCUCUCUCUCUUUUUUCCUCCUUGAUCCUGUCCUCCUCUGGGCUCAGUUGAUCCUGGUUCAGGACCCUCUACCUUCUUCGAUUCAGUCAGCUUUCUUUUCUACUGUGUCCGGCCUGUCGGCAUGGCGGGGCGAGGUGGACCAGCGCGGACCAACGGUGCCGCCCCCGUCGGGAACAAAAUCUGUCAGUUUAAACUGGUGCUGCUGGGAGAGUCUGCAGUGGGCAAGUCCAGUCUGGUGUUGCGUUUCGUCAAAGGCCAGUUUCACGAGUACCAGGAGAGCACCAUUGGAGCUGCUUUUCUCACACAGACAGUCUGCCUGGAUGAUACAACAGUAAAGUUUGAGAUUUGGGACACAGCCGGGCAGGAACGAUACCACAGCCUGGCGCCUAUGUAUUACAGAGGUGCUCAGGCGGCCAUCGUCGUCUAUGACAUAACUAACACAGACACAUUUACUAGAGCAAAGAACUGGGUGAAGGAACUCCAGCGUCAGGCCAGUCCCAACAUCGUCAUCGCUUUGGCCGGCAAUAAGGCAGAUCUGGCUACCAAGAGAGCUGUUGACUUUCAGGAGGCACAGGCAUACGCAGAUGACAACAGUCUACUCUUCAUGGAGACUUCUGCGAAAACCGCCAUGAACGUGAAUGAGAUUUUCAUGGCUAUCGCCAAGAAGCUUCCGAAGAACGAACCACAGGGUGGAGCUGGGAGCGGAGGACGUGCUAGGGGAGGGGUUGACUUACAGGAGACAGCACCUCAAGGCAGAUCUGGCCAGUGCUGUGGAGGCGGGAACUAACCAUUGGACCAAUCAGCUGGCAGAUGCACCCAAGGACUGAUACAGACACACAAACACAAUAUGAACCCAUAGUGUGAAAUGCAUUCACUUAGCUCUUAAACUAUGGCCUGUUACACUGUAACAUACAGGCCGGCGGUUUCUGCUUCAGAACUGGAAAGGGGCCAUUGUUACCCAUUAACACCCUUAAUAUUUACACAGUUUUCCAUCUUAACAGUACACGCAUACUUGCAAAAUGAUACACACACACAGAAACUACGACAUGUGCCUGCCAUUUACGAUUUCCAGAGUCGAUCGAUUUCCCAUUCGAGUUCUGACAGAACAAAAAAAAUAUGGAAAAAUAAGAACAUCUGAUCAGUUCUAACCAAUCGCACUUAAAAGCUUUGGUCGUCUCUCUUUAUGAAAGAAUUUCCAAACUGCUGCUGGUGGGGAAACAAGUCGUCUCACUCUUGUAUUUCCUUAUCAUGAAAUUUGCUUGUGUUUGUAUAAAAAAAAUAUAUAGUGGUAAUGCCACUAUUUAAACUUGCUCUCCCAUUCGGUGGAUGCAUACUGCCAGUAUUGAGUUACACUUUAUUCUCUGGCUCCUCUUGGUCACAUCCUUCCUUUCUAGAGUAAUCAUGUCAGACGAAGAGGAUCAGAUCAGAGAACAAGAGAAAAGGCGAUUUUCCAUCUAUGUCCGGCUGUUCUAUAAAUUCUGUAUUAUUUUUAUUGUAUUAGUCUCUCAGACAUCCACUACUACAGCACAAAUGAAACCAGUAUAUGAUUUGAUAGGCUAGACCCUUUUUUCUAAUCAUUUACAUAUAUUUACUUGUAUAUCUGUAGUGCAUUAACAGGUGGUAUAACUCCAUUGUGUUGGUUUUUUGAACUUUGCAUUAAUGAAAUCAUUCAGACAUGGAAUAUAUGCAUAUGAAUGACACGAGGCAAAAUCAACCUCUGACCAAAACCACGAUUAUUGAAAGGGGAUGGGAUAAUGUUGUUUGUAUUUGUACUUUCCCCCCCUAAUUAUUUCCUGCAUAUAAGAUCUCAAUCAGUAACGAUUUCAUUUCGGCACCAUUUUAAAAUUUUUGUUUUCCUGAUGUUUUUGUACAUAUGCUCGAGUGCACUGGGUCUUUAUCCUGUCUGACUGUGUCACUUUUCACUCAAUAUUUUUCUGUCUAGUCCUUCCUGUUUCACUUUGAAGGACGUCUCCUACAACAGGCAUUUUUAGCAUCACCUGAUCUAGCACAACAAAUGUGAACAGUCAUCCUAAGCAGGGUUUAAAAAAUGUGAGAGAUAAUGGACAAAACAAAUUAAUGAAAAACAAACCUAAUAGAUCUUGUAAUUUUACCAAUAAAGGAGGGGAAUGUA